Penicillium olsonii is the source of this 705-nucleotide messenger RNA. NCBI's taxonomy places the organism in Eukaryota, Fungi, Ascomycota, Eurotiomycetes, Eurotiales, Aspergillaceae. The record is from the annotation of a GenBank genome assembly.
AUGGCUACUCACGACUACUAUCCUCAAUCAAUUGAGCUACCUCACUUCACUGCUAAUGUGAGCCCUGUAUUUCCAUUAAUCCUGCGAUUUGGUGUCUUGUGGGCAGCCGUCAUCGUGGGAUCCUACAGCCUCAUCACUCGUCUUCGACCGGCCUACAAGCUCUCGGAUCAAAUUGCGUUUGUUUGGAUGUGCCUGAGUUUGUCUCUUUUCCCAAUGAUCUUAACAGCUCACAUUACUGAUACAAGAUUAGCUGGAUUCAUCCACUUAUUUUUCGAAGCCCAUUUCGUCAUUUACCAUGCUACAUUAGCUGGUCGCCAAGGUCUAUUUGAUCAACUAUGGAAGGAAUACUCCUUGUCUGACUCGCGGUACCUUACCUCUGAUCCAUUCUUGAUUAGCAUGGAGGCCGUGACAGCGUUUUGCUGGGGACCAUUGGCAUUUCUCAUUGCCUAUUGCAUCUUGGUACAGCACCCUAUGCGACAUGGCCUGCAGAUUACUGUCUCUUUGGGCCAGGUCUACGGCGAUGUGCUUUACUAUGCCACAAGCUUACUGGACAUCUCUUACUGCCGACCUGAGGGGUAUUAUUUCUGGUUUUACUACGUCUUUUUCAACUUUAUCUGGCUUGCGGUUGGUUGCUACUACGUGAAGCAAAGCUUCACCGAGAUUUGGAGGGCGUUUGAAAAGGUUCAACGUUUGAAAUCAGACUGA